AUGGCAAGCGACGACAGCAUGAAAUGUGCGGAAGGGGGCAUGAACCAAAGUGCACCGGUGCCAGUGCCCAGCGCCCCAGGGCAUGCAAGGACAGGGUCAGUUGGGAGCAGGGAAGAUGGCCCUCCAUCAGCCCGCCAGUCUGGCGAUCAGGAUGCUGCCUCAGCUCAUGGCUCUCACUCAGGCUCUGUUCAUUCAGAGCCACAGUCUGUUGGAUCGAAUGCUUCCAACUCUCGUCGCAAGUUCUGGACGUGGAAAGAUGUCUUUGGACCCAAGAAGACCAGUGACAGUGGCUCAGCAACCAAGUCAGAUACGGCAACCAAAUCUGAAGGUGCUGCAGAUGAUGUGGCAGUAGAGUCUGCACCAGCUGCACCUUCAGCCUCCCAGACUACUGGAGCGGCUGUGCCUGCACAAGCAGUGGUGCCUGCAGGAAACCUUGAGCUUGAUGGUGCUGGCCCCAAAGGCCCUGAGCCUUGGGACGAAGCUGUGUCUCCCGCUGUUGCGGCUGCCCUUAAGGCUGCUGCAUCUCCCCCCACUGGGGGCGCCUCUGGUGCCGGCCCUCCAGGAGAGGUGGAUGCUUUGGACGAAGCAGAUGACCUGGAUGCUGGGGAUGAGGGGAUAGAUGGCAGUGAUGAGGGAAUGGAUGGAAUCGAUGAUGCAACGCCUAAUCCUGUGGAACCAAGGGUGGAGGCUCCAAGGGGGAUGCCUUCACUCCCGAAGAGGCCCCCAGCAGCUAGCAGCAGGUCUGCCCGUCCAGCAGGCAUGGGUGGGGGCCUGCCCCUGCGGCCUGCUGCUGCGAGGCCUUCAGGGCUGGGGCCUGGGCUGCCAGGUCGACCUGGAACAGGGGCCCUGAGCCCUCCUACAGUUGGGAGUCGUGGGGUGGAGGUGGUUCCAGAGGAGCCACCUGCUGUGCGGGCGGUGAGGGAAAAGCUGCUGCAGAUCCGACUGACGAUGCUCAGGGCUGUGUCCAGGCUAGGGAUGAGGCCAGGGGACAUCCUUGUGCAGGAGUUCAUGAAUAGAGUCGACACUGCAGAGAGGGUCAGGUACUCCAGGGCACCUGUGCGGCCGUCCAUAGAGCAUUUGUUCCAGCAGGCUCUUGAUCUGGAACAAGAGCAAGGUGCAAACUCGGACUUGGGUCACAGCGCGACAGUGCUUGUCCUUGGCCCCACUGCUGUAGGCAAGACGUCGAUGAUCCAAAACAUCCUGGCAGAAGGCCCAGAGCUUGCACCUGAGUUUGCCACAAACCCCACAAAGGGCAUUACCACGAUGACAGGGCAAGUCUGUGGCCUGAAGAUGACCUUCAUCGACACUCCAGGUCUGAGGAUGGCUGCAUCAAAGCGUCGCCAGAGCAUGGUGUAUCUGAGGAAAGUAAAGGCGGCUGUGAACAGAUACAAGCCACAGAUCGUCAUCUAUGUGGACCGCAUGGACAUAUUCCGCCGAGAAUUUAGUGACCUUCCCCUGCUUCGGCUGAUCAAUGAUAUGCUCCCCAACAUGCUGUACAGCUGCAUAGCCAUUCUCACACAUGCCAAUGCACCGCCACCGGAUGGCACACACGGAGAGAUGCCCUACAAUGAGUACUACCGCAUGAGGCUGGAUGCAGCAAGCCAGAUCAUCAGCCAUGGGAUUCAGGACAUGAGAUGGGGUGGGAGACCUCUUGGUUUUGAAAACCACCCUGGCUGCCGGACAAACGAGGGUGUGCCAAUGCUACCCAAUGGGAUGCCUUUCAAGAGGAAUACCAUCGGCCAAAUAAUUACAAGCAGGUUGUUCAGGGAAGUGGAGAGCAUUGUGCAGAUCAAUCGAUCUGGCAGACCACCUCCCAUUCAGCAGAUGAUCAACUUCAUUGGGCCGAGGAAGCAGCUCCAGUUGUCUGCCUUGGUUGCUCAACUGCUGCAAUCCAAGGCACCAAAGAAAUUCCCUGAGGAGGAGAGGGACCUGAAGUCAGAGAGUGAACUCCAGCUCAUGGAUGAGAGGACCCGAAUGAUGGAAGAACAGAAGAGGAGAGACUAUGUUCGAUUGCGAAGAGUGGAGGUACUGCAGGAGGAAGCUCAUCCUUCUCAGGUGCCGAUAGUCGGGCAGAAGAUGGAUCUUAAUCCAUCAUUCGAUCACGAUGUGAAUAGCCACCGCUACAAUGCCACAGACUUUGUGGGUGGAUGGUCAGUGCGACCUAUAAUAUCGCAGCAGGAUGCCACCUAUGACCAUGAUGAAGGGAUCGAAAUGUUUCAAGUCGCACGAGAGGGCGUCGUGAGGCCAAAGGGGCAGCACAUUGGAGGCUUUCCAUCAUCUAUGAUCAUCCAG
Ostreobium quekettii is the source of this 2292-nucleotide messenger RNA. Lineage: Eukaryota; Viridiplantae; Chlorophyta; Ulvophyceae; Bryopsidales; Ostreobiaceae. The record is from the annotation of a GenBank genome assembly.